Molecule: messenger RNA, 3933 nt
Organism: Aspergillus pseudonomiae
Lineage: Eukaryota; Fungi; Ascomycota; Eurotiomycetes; Eurotiales; Aspergillaceae
Exons: 6
Coding region: 211-3837 (1208 amino acids)
Biological process (GO): nucleoside metabolic process
Molecular function (GO): ATP hydrolysis activity; protein binding
Source: RefSeq, a predicted model, not a curated record
GAUCAAGCUGAGCCUUUUCAAGUUAUUCCCUCUGCUGGCUGUGUCAUUUUUUCAUCCCUUGAUUCUCCUCUGCCUUGUUACAUCUCGGGACCAUAUACAAUAUUAUUCAUCACCAGAUAGUAACACUACAGUGCAAGCAUGUUGGAGAUACAAUAACACCUCAAUAAAGCGGAGGCAUCAUUUCAUCUGUAUGAUGAAACAUCCACCGCCAUGACCGCCGAGUCGAAAAGGAGUCUCUCACACAAUGACUUUACGGUUGGAUGGCUAUGUGCUCUUUCCAUCGAGUUAACUGCAUCAAGGGGAAUGCUAGAUGAAAUUUACCCAGACCUUGAUCAAGCCGAGGGUGACGACAACAUCUACACCCUCGGUCGGAUUAAAGAACAUAACAUCGUUAUCGCUUGUCUUCCAGCCGGUACUACGGGAACAACACCCGCAUCCAAGCAAGCAGCAGAUAUGCUUCGAACCUUUCCAAGGAUUCGGUUUGGACUCAUGGUAGGUAUCGGUGGAGGAGCUCCAUGUGCCAACAAACUCCCCACUGAAGAUAUCAGACUCGGCGAUGUCGUUGUGAGCACUCCAGACAAAACUCUCGGUGGAGUAGUCAAAUAUAACCACGGAAAAGUCGUAGCUGGUGGCGAGUUUGAGCGCACCGGUAUACUUAAUAUGCCGCCCACCCAGCUACGAAACGCGGUGUCAAAAUUACGGUCUAGGCAUGAGGAAUAUCGUAAUGCAAUUCCCCGAUACGUAUCACAAAUGAUCGAGAGGGUAUCGGGGUCCGAUGAUGCAAAUCCGCGGUUCAGAUACAUGUUUUGUCAUCAGGGCUCAGAGAAUGACCAUCUUUUUGAAGCAUCCUACGAGCACGACGAAUUUGCAAAGCCAAUACACGCUAUGAAGCCUACUUUAAUCCCCGCUGUGGGAUUGUUGGGCUGCGCUAUAACCAUCACUGCGAGUGCUGUCGUCAUGCAACAGCUGCCCUGGAGCAGUACUAUUGCAAUAUGCUCCGUGGUGUACAGCAUCGCUGUGAUAGCAUUUGCUUUCGGCUUUCUCACAAGAAAGCAGAGUCCACUAAAAAAUACCCUCAAUGAUCCUAAAAUCCCUUGCCCACAUUGCGAUAAAUCGCGUCUGGUUUAUCGACAGCCCCGGGAGACCAAUGAUCCUGUCAUUCAUUAUGGCACUAUUGCAUCUGCUGAUUUGGUUAUGAGGCAUGCGAUCACGAGGGAUAAACUCCAGCAAAAGUACAACAUACUAUGCUUUGAGAUGGAGGCAGCAGGGCUGAUGAAUGAUUUCCCUUGUCUCGUUAUUCGAGGAAUCUGUGAUUAUUCGGAUACUCACAAGCAUAAGCUCUGGCAAAGGUAUGCUGCUGCAACGGCAGCUGCAUAUACCAAGGAGCUUCUUGAGAUUAUCCCCCCUGCCGAGGUGACAAAAAUGGGGCCAGCAGCGGAUAUAGUAGAUAUUGUGCGUAAUGAAUUUGCUACGAUGCAUGCUGAAAUGAACAAAAGCCUUGACCCUCUACUGAAUGAGCAGGUGGAUAAGGAACAUAACAAGAUCUUGAAUUGGCUGGCUCCUUCAUCCCAUGAAUCACAACAUCUGGAUGCUUAUAAAAAGCACCAGCCAGGUACUGUAAGAUGGUUCCUAGAGUCUCAAGAGUUCCUCAGCUGGAUGAGCGGGAAUAUACCAGCUCUUUUUUGCCCCGGUAUACCUGGUGCUGGUAAAACCAUACUGGCUUCGAUGGCAAUAAAGCAUCUACAAGAGCAAACAGAUGGCCAGUCAUGCAUCACUUUCCUGUACUGCAACUACGCAAAGAGACAAGAGCAAACAACAGAAAACCUUCUAUCUACCCUUCUGAGACAUGUUGCUGAGCAAUGCGACCUCAUUCCGGAGUCAGUCAGCUUGCUUUAUGAGUCGCAUAAAAAGAAGCAUGUAAAGCCGACUGCUGAGAGCUUAUUGGACACGCUUAUUCAAAUUAUCAGGGCUCAAAAUCGAGCAUUUCUCGUGGUUGACGCUUUGGACGAAUGCUCGGAUGAGACUUGGAAGGGUUUGAUCAAUGCAAUUAGAAAGUUACAAGACACUACUCGUCUGGGUUUUAUGGCAACAUCGCGCCCUUCACUAGAGCGAGAAAUCCAAGGCGCUCUGCGACUAGAAAUUCGUGCAAGCCAAAACGACAUUGAGAGCUACUUGGACGAUCGUUUUCAGGAGUUAUCGAAAUGCGCCCAGCAAAAUAGUGGAUUAAAGGAGAAAAUAAAGCAACAAAUCUGUGAGGCAGCUGAUGGCAUGUUCCUCCUCGCCACCCUUCAUAUGGAUUCAUUGAAAGACAAAAGAACGCCGAAUGAAUUCAGAAUAGCUCUCCAAAGCCUUCCAAAAGGACUGGGGGCAUUGGAUAUGGCAUACGACAAUGCGGUACGCAGAAUUGAUGACCAAGGAGCAAAUUCUCGUACAUGGGCCCGUCGUGUCCUAUCCUGGGUGUUUCAUGCCAUACGGCCAUUACGGCCGAUUGAGCUUCAACAUGCUCUAGCCAUAACAGCAGGGGGCUGUCAACUUCAAGAGGAUAGUCUCCCAGUUUUUGAGGAAGUUACCUCCCUCUGUGCAGGACUUGUCAUACUCAAUCAGGAGAGCCAUACUAUCCAACUGGUUCACUACACGACUCAGGAGUAUUUCAGUAACCUUGACUGGAUUCAAGCAUCAAUCGGCGAUAUUACAACAAGCUGCAUCACAUACCUCCAAUUUGACGAUUUUGAAAGCGGCUCCUGUCCAUCGAAAGAAGAAUUUGAGAAACGGAUUGACCUAAAUCCAUUUUACAUAUAUGCUUCUUCUAGCUGGGGGCAUCAUGCCCGCGCUUUAUCGAUCGAAAAGGAAGGUCUAAUUAUGGGAUUUCUUGAAAGUAAGGCCAAGGUAUCCGCUUGUAGCCAGGCUCUUGUGAAAUCCAGAUUCUGGUGGGUAAAGGAUGAGGAUGUUCCUGGGCAAGCGACUGGAGUUCAUCUUGCUGCCUAUUUCGGCCUACAAAAAGCCCUCGUAGCUCUAUUAAGCAGAGGGCAUGACAAAGAUGCCAGAGACGGCUACGGUCAGAAUCCUCUCUACUGGGCGGUUGAGGGCGGAAAUGAGGAAGUAGUGGCUUUACUUCUUUCCUGUGGCGCUAAUCCAAACUUUUAUACUGGAGAUGUCCAUUGGACGCCGCUCCUCCGUGCCAUACUUCGUGAAAACGAGAACUUAAUAAGGCUCUUACUUGAAAGCCAUGCUGACCCUAAUUUUCGCUCACAAGGUCUCACACCACUCAUUUUCGCUAUAUCCCUUAAACAUGAAAAGACUGUCAAAAUCCUACUUGAAUACGCUGAUCCAAAUCUCUACUCAAACGGUCACACACCACUCACUUUCGCUGUAUGCCUUCGGCAUGAAGGAAUCGUCAAAAUCCUGCUUGAAUACGCUGAUCCAAAUCUCUGCUCAGACGGUCGAACACCACUUUCUUACGCGAUACGCCAUAAACAUGAGAAGGCAGUGAGACUACUGCUUGAAAGCCAUGCUGACCCAGAUUUUGGAGGAGUCCAAAAUGCAAUACCACUGCUUAUGGCUCUACUCCGGAAACACGAAGGAAUUAUCAAGCUUUUGCUUCAACACAUUGGUCCAAACCUCUGCUCAUAUGGUCCCGCACCGCUGAUUUUUGCUGUAGUCCAGGGGUAUGAAGCAGGAGUGAAACUGCUGCUCGAACUUUAUGCUGAUCCAAAUCUCUGCUUAGUAAAUGUAGAAGGGGAUAUGCAAGACGCGAUUCGCAUUGCUAAAGAACUUGGGGAUGAAGAAAUACUCGAGUUAUUACUUGAUAGCAGCAAGGCUUUAGGUUUGGAGCACUAAGGUUUUACACACUCGUCGAUCAUGGAAGACAAGCAUACACCAAAUUUCUCUUCAGCAUCAAAUCGUGUACAUUAACAGAAUAAUAGCAUAUUGUAU